Molecule: messenger RNA, 1482 nt
Organism: Physeter macrocephalus (sperm whale)
Lineage: Eukaryota; Metazoa; Chordata; Mammalia; Artiodactyla; Physeteridae
Gene: KMO
Product: kynurenine 3-monooxygenase
Biological process (GO): L-tryptophan catabolic process; quinolinate biosynthetic process
Cellular component (GO): mitochondrial outer membrane
Molecular function (GO): kynurenine 3-monooxygenase activity; FAD binding
Source: RefSeq, a predicted model, not a curated record
AUGGAAACCACUUUGGCAGUGAUGGAUUCUUCUGAUAUUCAAAGGAAAAAUAUAGCUGUCAUUGGUGGUGGCUUGGUUGGAUCAUUAAAUGCAUGCUUCCUUGCCAAGAAGAAUUUCCAAGUUAAUGUAUAUGAAGCUAGAGAAGAUAUCCGAGUGAGUAAAUUUGCACGCGGAAGAAGCAUUAAUUUGGCCCUUUCUUAUAGAGGACGACAAGCCUUGAAAUCCAUUGGCCUGGAAGAUCAGAUUGUAUCCCAAGGUAUCCCCAUGAGAGCAAGAAUGAUUCACUCUCUUUCAGGAAAAAAGUCUGCAAUUCCCUAUGGGACAAAGUCACAGUAUAUUCUUUCUAUAAGCAGAGAAAAUCUAAACAAGGAUCUAUUGACUGCUGUUGAGAAAUAUCCCAAUGCAAGGGUGCACUUUGGCCACAGGCUGUUGAAAUGUAAUCCUGAGGAAGGAAUGAUCACAGUGCUUGGACAUGAGAAAGUUCCCAAAGAUAUCACCUGUGACCUUAUUGUAGGAUGUGAUGGAGCCUAUUCCACUGUCAGAACUCACCUCAUGAAGAAACCCCGCUUUGAUUACAGUCAACAAUACAUUCCUCAUGGGUUCAUGGAAUUGACUAUUCCACCUAAGAAUGGGGAUUUUGCCAUGGAACCUAAUUAUCUACAUAUUUGGCCUAGAGAUACCUUUAUGAUGAUUGCACUUCCUAACAUGAACAAAUCUUUCACGUGUACUUUGUUCAUGCCCUUUGAAGAGUUUGAAAAACUGCUAACUAGUAGUGAUGUGCUGAAUUUCUUCCAGAAGUACUUUCCGGAUUCUAUCCCUCUAAUUGGAAAGCGAACCCUGGCACAAGAUUUCUUUCUGUUGCCCGCCCAGCCCAUGAUAUCCGUUAAGUGCUCUUCUUUUCACUUUAAAUCACACUGUGUGUUGAUGGGAGAUGCAGCUCAUGCCAUAGUGCCGUUUUUUGGGCAGGGAAUGAAUGCGGGAUUUGAAGACUGCUUGGUAUUUGAUGAAUUAAUGGAUAAAUUCAAUAAUGACCUUAGUAUGUGCCUUCCUGAAUUCUCAAGAUUAAGAAUUCCAGAUGACCAUGCAAUUUCAGACCUAUCCAUGUACAAUUACAUAGAGAUGCGAGCACACGUCAACUCAAGGUGGUUCCUCUUCCAAAAGAACAUAGAGAGAUUUCUUCAUGCUAUUAUGCCAUCUACCUUUAUCCCUCUUUACACCAUGGUCACCUUUUCCAGAAUAAGAUACCAUGAGGCAGUGCUACGUUGGCAUUGGCAAAAAAAGGUGAUAAACAAAGGACUCUUUUUCUUUGGAACACUGAUAGCUGUCAGUGGUACUUAUCUACUUAUGCGCUCCAAGUCACUGAGACCCCUGGACUACUUGAGAAGACAAUGGGACUGGGUCACUUACUUCCAGAAUACAGCAUGUCUCCCUGUAAACUCCCUGGAGUCACUAGAACAAAUUCCCAAUGUCAUUAGCAAGUGA